AUUCCUAAUAAUAACAAAAAUUAAAAAUGAAGAUCUUUAUUUGUGUUGUACUAUUAGCAUCCAGUGUGUAUGGAGCGCCAUCAUUUCUCGAUGAUAUUGGAUCCAUAUUUGGUGAUAUUGGGCAAAAAGUUAAAGGCAUUUUCGACGAUUUUGGUAAUUUGAUUCCAUCAAAUUCCGAGGUUAAUGCGACCAUUGCAAUAAAUGCAUCAUCUUCAUCACUUCAAGAUGGUCUUUCAGAAGCUCUUUCAAAAAUCAAUGUUCUUAAAAACGAAGUAACAAAAGCAUUACCAAAACUAGAUGAGGGAAAAAAAUUAGUUUCAAAUAUGCUAUCUAAUUUAAAAGAACAUGGACCCGUUGAACAACUCGAAGAUAUAAUAAAUAACAUUACAAAUGGCAUUGAUAAUGCAGUCGACAAUCAUUUAAAUAAAAUUUUAGAUGAAUUUUCAAAUUUUAUCACAGAGCAUAUUAAUGGUUCAUCCAAAAUAGUGGAUGAAUUCAAAGCUUGUGCUAAAAAAAUGAAUAAGGACGUUGACGUCACUUUACCGAUCAAAGACUAUUCGAAAUGUAUUACUGGUCCAAUGAAACAAGUUGAAGAAAUGGUUAUAAAUACUGUUGCGGCAAUUAAUGAUACUCAAACUUUAUUCGUUAAAGUUGCCACUGAUGGUGAAAAUUGUUUGAAAAAAUUUAAUGGUUUAUCUGGAAUCGUUGAAGGAGGGUUAUGUAUGGCUGAAUUAAGUGCAUACGCAUUGGGAAAAUCCACAUAUAUUGCAGCAAGUGUAUCUAGUACUUUCAGUGAAGCUGCCACAUUUUUACCAAAUUUAAAAAUGAACGCUGAAGCUUGUGCUAUUAAACAGACAGCAAUUAUUGCACAAACGUAUGCAGCAAAUGGUGUUAACGCAACUGUGUGUGGUAUCAAAGGUGCUGUAAAUAGUAUAUAAAUAAAUUUCAAUAAAUGUAAAAUAAUGACACUUAAAAUUUUAUAUACUUUUGAAUAAAGUAAUCCGAACAAAAUAAUUCC
Messenger RNA from Chrysoperla carnea, 1018 nucleotides. RefSeq lists its product as uncharacterized. The transcript is spliced from 3 exons. The record is from RefSeq and is a predicted model, not a curated record. NCBI's taxonomy places the organism in Eukaryota, Metazoa, Arthropoda, Insecta, Neuroptera, Chrysopidae. Bases 27 to 938 code for a protein of 303 amino acids.